This is a messenger RNA of Chroicocephalus ridibundus (black-headed gull), 1980 nucleotides long. It is a transcript of the gene NMT2, whose product is annotated as N-myristoyltransferase 2. Gene Ontology annotation, biological process: N-terminal peptidyl-glycine N-myristoylation. Gene Ontology annotation, cellular component: cytoplasm. The transcript has 12 exons. The record is from RefSeq and is a predicted model, not a curated record. Gene Ontology annotation, molecular function: glycylpeptide N-tetradecanoyltransferase activity. Lineage: Eukaryota; Metazoa; Chordata; Aves; Charadriiformes; Laridae. Bases 253 to 1749 code for a protein of 498 amino acids.
GCGCGGGGGCGGCACCGCCCGGGUGUGAGGGGCGGGGCGGGGCAUGGCGCCGAGAUCCCCGCGGCCCGGUCCGGUUCGGUCCCCCGCGGGGCGGCGGGGAGCGGCCGAAGAGCCCCGGCGGCCUCUUCUUCUGCCGCUGCCAGCACGGGGGAGGACAGCAGCUAGAGGGAGCUCCUCCGGACUGCAUCUGCCCGUGCGCCCCGGUUCCUUUCAUAGGCGCCCCCGCCCCCUCCCCUCCCUCCUUCCCCCGUGAUGGCGGAGGACAGCGAGUCUGCGGCCAGCCAGCAGAGCUUGGAGCUGGAUGACCAGGAUACCUGCGGCAUAGACGGCGACAAUGAGGAGGAAGCCGAGCACGCCAAGGGAAGUCCUGGAGGAGAUUUGGGAGCGAAGAAAAAGAAAAAGAAGCAGAAGAGAAAAAAGGAGAAACCAAAUUCUGGAGGCACCAAAUCAGACUCUGCGUCUGACUCCCAGGAGAUUAAAAUUCAACAGCCUUCAAAAAAUCCAGCCAUUCCAAUGCAGAAGCUUCAAGACAUCCAGAGAGCGAUGGAGCUGCUCUCUGCAUGCCAAGGCCCAGCAAAGAAUAUUGAUGAGGCUACCAAACGUAAAUACCAGUUUUGGGAUACGCAACCUGUACCUAAACUUAAUGAAGUUAUAACUUCACAUGGUGCAAUUGAACCAGAUAAGGACAAUGUCCGCUUAGAGCCAUAUUCUUUGCCACAGGGUUUUAUGUGGGACACAUUGGAUCUUAGCAAUGCUGAAGUUCUGAAGGAGUUAUACACGCUGUUAAAUGAGAAUUACGUAGAAGAUGAUGAUAAUAUGUUUAGGUUUGAUUAUUCACCUGAAUUUCUUCUGUGGGCACUACGUCCUCCGGGCUGGUUACCCCAAUGGCACUGUGGGGUUAGAGUGUCUUCAAACAAAAAACUGGUAGGAUUCAUAAGUGCCAUUCCUGCAAAUAUUCGUAUUUAUGACAGUGUGAAGAAAAUGGUAGAAAUCAAUUUUUUGUGUGUUCAUAAGAAACUGAGAUCUAAACGGGUAGCACCUGUACUGAUUCGGGAAAUAACCAGAAGAGUAAACCUGGAAGGAAUUUUUCAGGCUGUUUACACUGCUGGAGUGGUACUCCCCAAACCUGUGGCCACUUGCAGGUAUUGGCAUCGAUCACUGAAUCCCAGAAAAUUGGUGGAGGUGAAAUUUUCACAUUUGAGUAGAAACAUGACUCUACAAAGAACAAUGAAGCUCUACAGACUUCCUGAUGCCACAAAGACUUCAGGUUUGAGACCAAUGGAACAAAAGGAUACUAAAGCAGUACAAGAAUUAAUCAACACUUACUUGAAACAGUUUAAUCUUGCUCCUGUGAUGGACGAAGAAGAGGUAGCCCACUGGUUCCUGCCUCGGGAUCACAUUAUUGACACUUACGUAGUAGAGGGCUCAAAUGGUAUUUUAACAGACUUCCUGAGUUUCUACACAUUACCUUCAACAGUGAUGCACCAUCCUGUUCAUAAAAGUCUCAAAGCUGCCUAUUCCUUUUACAAUAUUCAUACAGAGACCCCCCUCUUGGACUUAAUGAAUGAUGCGCUCAUUAUAGCUAAAUUGAAAGGAUUUGAUGUGUUCAAUGCACUAGACUUAAUGGAAAACAAAACAUUCCUGGAAAAACUCAAGUUUGGGAUUGGAGAUGGAAAUUUGCAGUAUUAUUUGUACAACUGGAGGUGUCCUGGCAUGGAAUCCGAAAAGGUUGGUCUUGUAUUACAAUGAGGACAUUUAUGUUUCUAGAACUCUGAAGUCAUCGUUUGAGUUAAUUUGAUCUCCAUAACUCUUGGAACGGUAUUGUUCAAGAGGAGUAAAAGCACAACGUCAGUGAUACUGAAAUAGUCCAUUAAACCUGAACAAUGAAGACAUCCAUACGUGACCAAAUUUUCAGAUAGCUCAGAAGGUCCGUGAAACUCUUUUAUUGUCCAUGAAAAGAAUAAAAGCACAUUCAUUUAA